Messenger RNA from Drosophila hydei, 455 nucleotides. RefSeq lists its product as uncharacterized. Gene Ontology annotation, biological process: apoptotic process; apoptotic signaling pathway; positive regulation of apoptotic process. The transcript has 2 exons. The coding region runs from base 56 to 442 and encodes 128 amino acids. Gene Ontology annotation, molecular function: DNA binding. Gene Ontology annotation, cellular component: Ino80 complex. The record is from RefSeq and is a predicted model, not a curated record. Lineage: Eukaryota; Metazoa; Arthropoda; Insecta; Diptera; Drosophilidae.
CCUGUUAGAAAACACCCAUAUGUAUGAUAUACUUAUUUUUAUCAUGUUUUGAAAAAUGACGCUUCUUAAAAAAGAUGAUGUUUACAAACAUUUAACAGAGAAAAUAUACACUAGAUGCCAGCAAAUACAAGCGGAAAAUGAUCGAAGCAUUAUGAGAGUAAAUGAAAUAAAAAAGUUACUACGCCGCCGGGCAUACGAUGUGAUGUUAUUAAAAAGUAAACUUGACAAACAUGGUGAUAACUGGCGUGCUGUACCAAUGAUGGUGCCACAGCCAAAGGGAAAGCCCGAGCAAAAACGCCGCGGACCGAAGCCUAAAAGUAAACAGAUUGCAUCAAAUGUAACAGCUGAAGUCCAAGAUGUUGCACCUCGCAAACCUAGAAAACAGCGCGUAAAACCCCAGCCAAAUACACAUCAAAUGCAGUCACAACAUAUAUCUACAUAACUUAGAAUUGAUU